AUGUUUUUCUAUCAUCUUCAAUUAUUAAUUAAAAAAUCAGCUCGUUAUGCUUGGCGUCGUCGAAUAUGCCGAUGCUGUCCUAAAAUCAUCUUCGAACUAUUUAUUCCUAUUAUAUGUAUUCUUUUGUUAUGUCUUCUCCGUUGGAUACAUACAAGUUCAUCAAAAACUAAUAAUCAAGUACCAUUAUCUAAUGAUACUAUACCAACUCGUAUUCAUGUACCAUCUUCGUCUAUUGUUUCACAAGAAAAAUCUAUGAAAAUUUUAAAUUAUACAUCAGUUUUUCGAUGUCCAUCAUCGGAUAUUUCGAUUGAAAUUGUUUCUAAUAAUUCAUUUAAUCGUUUUAAACGUUUAUGUCGACGAAGUAAUUUUAUUUUAUCAUCAUUUCAACAAUUUAAUGAACAUCUUUUAUUUAAUGAUUCUUUAAAAACACAUAGUAUUAGUUAUCAUUGUCAAUAUAAUAAACAUUUAUGUCAAAAUACAAGUUUACUAAAUAAUAAUAAAGAUUCAUUAGAAAUUCAACAUCCAUCUUCAUAUUUAUGUUCACAUUUAAAUAUUCAAGAAUCAAGUCAAUUAUUAAAAGGUUAUCUUGCAAUUGAAUCUCUUUUAUAUCGUCCAAUAAAAAAACAUCAAUUAACAAUUUUUACAUGGCCAUGUUCAUCAUAUGCAUUUGAUCCUUUAUUUGCUUUUGCUCCACGUUUUAUACUUAUUAUUAUUCUUAUACUUAUUGAUGGAUGUAUUUUAUUUAGUUUUAAUUUUCUUUUUCAAGAAUUAAUUGAUGAAAAACAUCAAGGUAUAACUGAACUUCUUCGUUUACUUUCAAUUCGUCCUUUACUUAAUAGUUUCGCUUGGUUUUUACGUGUUUUUAUAAUACAAUUAAUUAUAGAUAUAUUUUUAAUUUUAAUAUUAAAAAUAUCUUUUGAUGGAGGAAUUUAUUUUACUUAUGUAUCAAUUUGGUUUAUUAUACCAACAAUACUUUUAUGGUCUAUUCAAGUUCUUUCACGAUCUAUACUUGUUGCACAUUUUUUUAAUAGUAUACUUAAAGCAUCACUCUGGUCAUGGUUUAUUUAUUUUAUUUCAUUCUGGUUAGCUAUUUCAUCAUCUGUACAAUUACCAAUGAUUCUACAUCUUAUUGCUUCAGCUUGGUUACCAUUCUAUUCAAUAAAACGAAUUUUUAUUAUUUUUAUACAAAUAAAUACUGAUUUAGGUCGUCAUACAUAUUUAAUGAAUGAAAUUAUUUUUAUUUGGUUAAGUAUGAUAAUUGGUAUAUUAAUAAUGUGGUUUUUAGCAUUUUAUCUUGAACAAAUUCGACCAGGUAAAUAUGGAAUAUCACGUUCAUGGUUAUGGCCAUUAGAUUAUAUUCGUAAUAAAAAAAUAAAAAAACAAAAUAGACGUGAUAGUAUUAAUAUGAAUAUGAUUGAAAUACCAUCAUCAUCAAAUAAUGAAAUAACUGUUCAAAUAAAUAAUUUAACAAAAUCUUAUGGUCGAUAUAAUACUGAACAACAAAUAGCUGUUGAUAAUAUUUCAUUUAAACUUGAAAAUUCUACUAUCUAUGGUCUUAUUGGUCAUAAUGGUGCUGGAAAAACGACAACUAUGGAAAUGAUAUGUGGUUUAUUAUCAUGUGAUUGUGGUACAAUUGAAAUACAUGAUAAAAAUUUAUUUGAAAAUUUACAUGAACUUCAAUCAUGUAUUGGUUAUUGUCCACAACAAGAUAUGCUUUUUUCAUAUUUAACUGUUCAAGAACAAUUAGAAUUUUAUGCUCAUGUACGAUCAAAUAAUAAUCAAAUAGAUUAUAAACAAAUAGAUGAAUUACUUGCUAUGAUGAAUAUGAAUAAAUAUAAUCAACAAUUAUGUCAUACAUUAUCAGGAGGUAUGCAACGAAAAUUAUCAAUUUUAUGUGCAUUUGUUGGUCCAGUUAAUAUUAUAGUUUUGGAUGAACCAUCAUCAUCACUUGAUCCAAUAGCUCGUCGAAUACUUUGGUCAUGGCUUCGAGAACAUAAAACAAAUCGAACAUUAUUAAUAUCAUCACAUUUAUUAGAUGAAGUUGAAGAACUUUGUGAUUCAAUUAUUAUUCUUGAUUCAGGUAAAAUUCGAGCACAAGGUACAAUACUUGAUCUUAAACAACAAUAUGGUCCAUCUAAUGAUCGACUUUAUUUGAAUAUAAUACCAUCAUAUAUACAAAAAGAAUGGAUUAUUGAUGAAAAUAAUCAUUAUAUACAAAUACCUAAUCGAAAACAAUUAAUUUUAUUACUUGAAAAUUUAGAAAAAGAUAAUAUUCAAUAUUCUUUAGUUAAUGUAACACUUGAUGAUAUCUUUAUUAAAUUAACUUCAUCAUCAGAAUCAUUCUCACAAGAUGACAAUAUCAUUAAAUCUCAAAUUGAUACAUUAUUUUCGUCACGAACAAGUACUCAAUCUACGCAUCUAUGGUUUCAACAAAUUUUAGCUGUUUUAAUUCGACGUGGUCAAAUACUUUUGAGACGAGCUCGUCUAUUACCAUUGGUUAUAUUUCUUUAUUUGAUUUAUGCACUUUCACCACUCUAUAUGCCAUCAUUUGCUUCAUCAUCUGAACGAAUUCGUUAUAUUAUUUCAUCUUCUCCUGAAUUUAUAAAUAAAUUAAAUUUGAACAAAUUCGAAAAUAAACUUGCUCCAAUUUUUAAUUCAUCACAAGAAUUUCAACAAUAUCUAUUAGAAUUACCAAUAUGGUCAGCGAAUCAACAUCAUCAAAGAAAAUUAAUUGGUCUUCGAAUAAUUUCUUCUGAUUAUCUUGAAUGUUAUGUUCCAUCACCUGCUCUAUCAAACAUAAUUAGUACAUGUAUACCAAUAUUUUCAUUAUUUUCCAAUCGGUCUAUAUCUCCAUUACAGUUGAUUGGUAAAGAACAAAAAAGUUCUUUAUUUCCAUCUUCUACUAGUUCCAUGUUUCAACAUGACAUAGCCUUUUUUUGUUUUUAUACAUUACCACCUAAACUUCAUUUAUCAAUUAUAUUAAUUUCACUUAUAUUAAUUAUUUCUGCAGCAUUAGUUAUUCAAGAUUAUGCAUCAGGUCUUUAUUCUUAUUCACUUGUUCAUGGUCUUCAUUCAUCAAUUCAUUGGUCUAUUACAUUUCUUAGUGAUUUUAUUUUAUGUCUUCUAUGGUUAUUAAUUCUUAUUUUAAUCGAACGUUUUGUUUAUUCAUCAACAUUUAAUGGUAAAUUUUUUGCAUUAACACCACUUUUUUUUAUUGUCAAUCUUCCAUUUAUAUAUUUAAUUGCAAAAUUUUUUAAAGCACCAAUAUUAGGUGCAACAGUUAUUAUAUUUAUUCUUCAAAUAGCACAUAUUUUAAAUACAUUUAAAGUAUUGAUUGAACUUUUUCGUGGAUAUCGUAUACUUACAAUAUUAAUACAUAUUUUACGUUGGUUAUUAUUACUUAUAUUUCCAAAUGUUAAUGUAUUUACAUUAAUAGUAGCUAUUUUACGAAAAUCUUCAUGUCCAUUUGAUAAUUUACCAUUAGACAAGCAAGGAGAAGAAUUUUCACAUGAACGUUAUCCAUAUAAAAUAUUGAUUCAUACAAUAAUUUUUAUUAUUCAAUUUAUUCUUUAUUUUAUUUUACUUAUUAUUUUUGAUAUAUCAAAAUUACGAUGGAUUAGAGGUAAAAUAAAAGGUGAAAUAAAUCAUGAGGAAGAAGAUAAUGAUGUUCAAAAAGAAAGACAUCGAAUAGUAUCCAUGACAAAUGAAGAAAAACAACAUGAAGCUUUAGUUGUUGAUAAUCUUUCUAAACAUUAUCAUAAUUCAUAUAUUCCAGCUGUUAAUCGAUUAACAUUUGCUGUACCUCAUCGACAAUGUUUUGGUCUUUUAGGAUUCAAUGGAAGUGGUAAAACUACAACAUUUCGAAUGUUAGUAGGAGAAUUACGACCAACUGGUGGUUAUAUUUAUAAAAAUAAAAAUACAUCAAUAGGUUAUUGUCCACAAAAUGAUAUUAAUUUUUCAGCUUUAACUGUUCUACAAUCUAUUGAUUAUAUAUGUCGUUUACAUGGUCUUAAUCCAUCAUUAUUAAACAAUAUAAUUUUAUCACAAUUUCAAUUAGAAAAAUAUCGUCAUCGUUUAGUAUCACAUUUAAGUGGUGGAACAUGUCGUCGUCUUCAUUUAGCUUUAUGUUUAAUUGGUUCACCAACACUUCUUUUACUUGAUGAACCAACAGCAAAAAUUGAUCCAUUAUUACGUAGUCAUAUACGUCUUAUAUUACAAAAUCGUCCUAUUGAUACAUCAAUUAUAUUUGCUUCACAUUCAAUGGUUGAAUGUGAACAACUAUGUGAUCGUUUAACAAUACUUGUUCGUGGUAAUGCAAGAUGUUUAGGUUCACCUGAACAUCUUAAAAAUAAAUAUAGUGCUAAUUAUCGUAUACGAUUAACAUUACUUCAAUCAUCAUUUCAAAUACCAUCACUUGAACGUAUUGAUAAUACCAAUGAAUAUAUAUAUCCAAAAGGUAGUUUAGCAUAUUUAUUUAAAUUAUUAGAACAACUUGUUGAACAAAAUAUAAUUGCAUCAAAUUAUACUGUCGAAUUAACAUCAUUAGAACAUAUAUUUUUGACAUUUCAACACUCUCAAGACAUAAUCGUUUAA
This is a messenger RNA of Rotaria sordida, 4593 nucleotides long. NCBI's taxonomy places the organism in Eukaryota, Metazoa, Rotifera, Eurotatoria, Philodinida, Philodinidae. The record is from the annotation of a GenBank genome assembly.